Molecule: messenger RNA, 448 nt
Organism: Cyprinus carpio (common carp)
Lineage: Eukaryota; Metazoa; Chordata; Actinopteri; Cypriniformes; Cyprinidae
Product: fucose-1-phosphate guanylyltransferase-like
Exons: 3
Coding region: 26-433 (135 amino acids)
Source: RefSeq, a predicted model, not a curated record
GUCGUGAUUUAGACUCCUGAUUCUCAUGAUGGCAGAGCGCGUUAACAUCCAUCUGCAAAAAUCCACCAAGGACAAACUUGAAAAAUUCAAACAGAUAAGAGGUAAAGAAGUUCAGUCUGAUGAAUUCUGGGAUCUCGUGGUCAUCACUGCAGUGGAUGAAGACCAGAGGUCUGCUUAUGAAAUUCAGAUCACUGACAAACUGGAGAGGAAAGAACUGCCUCUCGGCAUCAGAUAUCAUGUGUUUGCAGAUCCUCCAGGAUGCAAGAUUGGUAAUGGUGGAUCAACUUUACAUUCACUGCAGUGUCUACAUGAUAAAUAUGGCAAGUCACUGUCAGGAUUUAAAGUCAUCCUUAUCCAUGCAGGUAUUGUAUUAAUCUAUAUAAUAUUCAUCAAACCUCAUUCAUGCAUUUUGUUUAUUGUUAAUGAGCUGUAAUGUACUAUUCAAAAG